UGAACGGCGAGACACCGGCGAGGCGCCGGCACCGGCACCGGCACCGCGAACCGGCACCGGCGACCAGGAACCGGCACCGCGAACCGGCACCGCGAACCGGCACCGGCAGCAGCCGCCGAGCCCGCGCGGGGGUAGGCCGGGAGAGACCCCCCCCCCCCCGAGCCGGGAAGACCCCCCCGGAGCCGGCGCCAUGGCGGCCCCCCAGCGCCCGCUGCGCGGCGCCGCGCUGCUGCUCUGCCUGAGCCUCCUGGCGCAGAGCCGCCCGCAGGCCUCGCCGCGGCCCCCGGCGCCCGGCGACCCCGAGGGGGGGGCCAGCAGCGCGGCCGCCGCCCCCCCGGGCGCCGAGCACGGCCUGGCCAAGCGGGCGGCCCCGUCACCGGAGCACAACGAGGUGCUCAAGGAGCUGGAGGAGCUGGGGCGGCUGCGGGCCGAGGCGCGGCGGCAGCGCGACGGCGACGGCGACAAGGGGGGGCUGCCGGGGGGGCGGCAGCUGCGGCGGCAGCAGAGCCUGGAGCGGCGGCUGCUGGAGCGGCGCUACGAGGAGCUGGCGGAGAGCCGGCGGCAGGCGCAGGCGGCGAGGCGGGCGGCGGCGCGGGAGGAGCGCCUCGCCGACCUGGCCGCCGACCUGCUGCUGCGCUACCUGCUGCGCGGGCCGCCCGUGCCCGGGCCCGGGCCCGCCACCGCCGAGGACAAGCGCUCCGAGGAGGCCGAGCCUCGCGGCUCGCUGGAGGACAACGACGUCGUGCCGGGCGACGACGGCGCCGCGGGCGACGACGGCGGCGACGCGGACCCCGCCGACGACGACCUGGACCCCGGCACCAUCGACGAGCUCAUCGAGCUCUCCAGCAAGCUGCACCUCCCGGCCGACGACGUCGUCGACAUCAUCCGCGACGUGGAGCACAAGCGCAAGGAGGAGGCGCCGCCGCCGCCUGUUGCGGCCCCGCCUCGGCACCGCCGGCCUCCGCCUGUGCCGGCGGUACCGCCUGUCUCCAACCGCAUCUCGGCGCGGACUUUCCUGCCGCCUCCCCGCCGCCGCCCGCCGCCGCCGCCGCCGCUGCCGCUGCGGGACGAGGAGCUGCAGAACUACCUGGAGCGGGUCCUCGCCGCCCCCCCCCGCAGCUACCCGUGACCCCCCCCCGGCGAAACGGGCCCCCCCGGACCCCCCAUCGCCCCCCCCAGUCCCCCCAGUCCCAGCUCCCCCAGUCCCAGCUCUGGUUGUCCCCCCCUCAAUCCAGCCCCCCGUGGGCCCGGUGUCCCCCCCCCAUGUGUGUCCCCCCCAUGCGUGUUCCCCCCCCCGCCGUAUGGAGCCCCCCCCCUCGGGCCCGGUGUAAAUAGCCCCCGAAUCACUACUUUUGCUAACGAAUAAAAGCGACUAUUUUAGUA
This is a messenger RNA of Dromaius novaehollandiae (emu), 1383 nucleotides long. RefSeq names its product VGF nerve growth factor inducible (gene VGF). The record is from RefSeq and is a predicted model, not a curated record. Bases 191 to 1129 code for a protein of 312 amino acids. The transcript is spliced from 2 exons. Gene Ontology annotation, molecular function: neuropeptide hormone activity. Lineage: Eukaryota; Metazoa; Chordata; Aves; Casuariiformes; Dromaiidae.